Coniophora puteana RWD-64-598 SS2 is the source of this 258-nucleotide messenger RNA. RefSeq lists its product as uncharacterized. The transcript is spliced from 2 exons. NCBI's taxonomy places the organism in Eukaryota, Fungi, Basidiomycota, Agaricomycetes, Boletales, Coniophoraceae. The record is from RefSeq and is a predicted model, not a curated record. The annotation marks the transcript as partial.
CACAUAUGUUAUUUCCGCCAUGCCCUCGCCUUGGACGAACGUCGUGUUAAGUUCCUUCCAGAGUAUGUGCACGGCGGCGGGACUAGCCACAACGAUAGCCACCGGCCGGUGGUUGAAGAUAACACAGCAGAAGGCAAGUUCGCACACGUGAAAGAAGUUUGGUUUGCGGGGACCCAUUCCGACGUGGGCGGGGGUAACACCACAAACCACAACCCAGAGAUGUCAGGAAUCUCUCUCUUGUGGAUGAAGGCGCAAGCC